Anneissia japonica is the source of this 959-nucleotide messenger RNA. Its product is annotated as ATP synthase subunit s, mitochondrial-like. Bases 57 to 911 code for a protein of 284 amino acids. The record is from RefSeq and is a predicted model, not a curated record. NCBI's taxonomy places the organism in Eukaryota, Metazoa, Echinodermata, Crinoidea, Comatulida, Comatulidae. The transcript is spliced from 5 exons.
CUUGGCUAUGAGCUAGCUGCGAGCGAACUUGAUGGUAGUAGUUUUGGUUUAGGUUCAUGCCGGGGAUAGAAAUGAAAAUGCUGCACUCAACUAAGGCCAUUCUUUGGAACACACUGAAUUCCAAUCAUUGUCAAUAUCAUAAAAGAGAAAUUGGAGUUUUUUUAACAGAUUGGGCAAAGAGAUUUAGACUGAGUAAAGCAUUAACUUUUAAAAAUAAAAAACCAAAGUAUUUUGAAAAACUUCCAUAUGAAGUCGCAGCGGGAGAUUAUGUGGUUAUGAUUGGCGGCGCCGUCCAUUAUACUGGUGGUCAGUGGUUUGGCCGUGAAAAAAAAUGGUUCACUAGACUGCCAAGUAGGUCGGAAGUUGAAAAUGAUUAUAUUGAUGCAAUCGACUUUAAAAGUACCGGCAUUGAAAAAAAUGGUUUAAAGCACUUGGUUGCCCUGAAGAAAUUGAAGUUCUUGAGCUUUGCAGACUGUCCGUUCGUUGAUGAUAGCUGCAUGUCUCAGCUUGUUAACUUCCGAGAUUCUCUAACCCACUUGGACAUAAGCAGAUGUCAUCGGAUAACAGCAAAUGGCUUUGGAUUAUUACACAAGCUUAGAAACUUGGAGAGAGUAAAUAUGAAUGGAUUAAAGGAUAUGGAAGAUGUCAAGUUAGUUGCGCUAAUGUUGGAAGAUAUUAUACCAAAUUUACGCCUGGAAAUAGUCACAGAACACCUGAAGCAAGUUGAAAGUACCAUCAAACACACAAAGGAACACGGUCUUGUUUUGGAUGAACUGAAAGAACCUUUAGAUGCCAAAAAUGCCAGUAAACAGCCAAAUGUGCGUGGCUUGAUCUUAAAAGAACUUGAAAAAAACCCAAUCCCAAAUUUAACACCUUCAAAAAGAACAUUACUAGAGUCAACGUCUAAAUGACCAGAGACAUUUACAGUAAAUAUAUAAUAAAUCAGAAAGUAAUGGAAA